Molecule: messenger RNA, 2028 nt
Organism: Anopheles marshallii
Lineage: Eukaryota; Metazoa; Arthropoda; Insecta; Diptera; Culicidae
Gene: Prestin
Product: sulfate transporter
Exons: 6
Coding region: 1-2028 (675 amino acids)
Biological process (GO): transmembrane transport
Cellular component (GO): membrane
Molecular function (GO): bicarbonate transmembrane transporter activity; chloride transmembrane transporter activity; sulfate transmembrane transporter activity
Source: RefSeq, a predicted model, not a curated record
AUGAUCAAUCAAAAGACGCCACUGGAAGAUGGCAGAACAUCCAAAGAAAAACCGCAGUAUAGUGAGCUGUCGUAUCUCGUUACUCGACAAUGUCUGCAACGAGAAGACUUUAAUCAGCUUUCACAGUACGAAAGACUAAAGCCGACUGCUCUCGAUUCUUUUGGAGCCUCCGUGCGAAAGGUCAGGUGUCUUUCAGCAAUCAAAGGAUUUAUUCCGAUUCUACAAUGGCUUCCAACAUAUUCGAUAAAAAACGAUCUACUUAGCGACAUGACGGCGGGAUUGACGGUGGCUGUACUUCAAAUACCUCAAGGAAUGGCGUAUGGAAUAUUGGCAGGUACUGCCGCCAAUGUUGGACUCUAUAUGGCCUUUUUCCACUGUCUUGUAUAUGCUGUGUUCGGUACAUCGCGCCAUAUAUCGAUGGGAACGUUCGCAGUAACAAGUUUGAUGACUGCCAAAAUAGUAGCAACCUAUUCAACAGUUAUACCUACCCUGGCGUCCAACGGUACUGACAGCAUAGGACCGGCGCUGUCUCCAACGGGAGAUGCCAUAUAUACACCGAUACAAGUAGCUACAGCAGCAUCCUUUGUAGCGGGUGUCUUCUACUUCAUCAUGAGUGCCGCUCGAUUGGGAAUCCUAUCGUCGCUCUUGAGUGAACCACUGGUCAGUGGUUUCACUACCGCGGCUGCUGUUCACGUGAUGGUUAGCCAGCUGAAAGAUUUGCUAGGCGUAUCUAUACCACGUUAUAAAGGUACCUUUAAAGUGAUUCUUUCGGUACGGGACAUCAUCGAUCAAGCUCCGAACGCGAAUCUGACGGCCGUCUAUACCUCCUUGGUUGUUAUUCUGUUCAUGAUUUUUAUGAACGAAUAUUUUAAGCCCUGGCUUUCUACCAAGUGCCGAUUUCCAGUACCUGCCGAACUGAUGGCCGUAGUCGGAGGCACCGUGGCCUCCUAUUUAAUUGGGCUUGGGCCGAACUUCGACGUUGGCUUAGUUGGAUUGAUACCAACCGGCCUUCCCGCACCGCAAUUUCCCCCACUUGCGCUUAUAAAGGCCGUUGCCGUUGAUAGCAUAGCAGUAACCAUCGUCGGAUAUUCGAUCGUAAUGUCGAUGGGGAUGAUCUUUGCACAGAAGGACAACUACGAAGUGCGUCCAAAUCAAGAGCUAGUGGCUCUUGGGUUCACCAACAUUGUAGGCUCUAUGUUUUCCUGUAUUCCUACCGCAUGUUCUCUGUCGCGUUCUUUGAUCCAGCAUCAAACGGGAGGCAAAACGCAAAUAGCUGCCGUUUUUUCCUCGUUGAUCAUGCUUGUCGUUCUACUGUGGAUCGGUCCGUACUUCGAAAGCUUGCCCAGAUGCGUCCUGGCAGGUAUUAUUGUCGUUGCACUGAAAGGCAUGCUGAUACAGGUAUAUCACAUCAAAAAAUUUCACCGUGAAGGUAGCCUUGAGUUGUUUGUUUGGUGUGUGACCUUUCUUUCGGUCGUUAUUAUCGAUAUUGAUAUCGGGUUGCUGAUCGGAGUGGUGAUAUCGCUGAUUUCGCUCUACGUGAAAGGCUGGAAAACUUAUUAUAGCUUGCUCGGAACUGUGCCGGAUACUGCUAUCUAUGUUGACAUCGGAAGUCACCAACGUGCCGAGGAACUGCCUCACAUCAAAAUAUUUAAAUACACCGGCUCAAUUAAUUUUGCCAACAAGAGCAAUUUCAAGAAAGCACUAUAUAAAGAAACCAAAGUACUUCAACGCGCCAACGUAUCGCUAGUUCCUCGUUAUAAUGGCGAAACUACGGGACUACAAUGUACCAAAGCGGUUAUUAUUGAUCUGAGUAGUGUUCCUCACGUUGAUACCGCCGCAUGUAAAAUGUUUACAGAAGUUAAAACCAAUUUAGAGAAACUCAACAUCACUCUAUUGCUGGCUACCCCAGCCGACUGUGUGUAUGAUGCGUUAUUGCAUGCGGAAUCAAUAGGAGAAGGAGGCUUUAACAUAUUCCCCACAAUCCACGACGCAGUCAUUUAUGCCCAGGGAAACGAGUCAGCCGUGUAG